Molecule: messenger RNA, 1687 nt
Organism: Drosophila obscura
Lineage: Eukaryota; Metazoa; Arthropoda; Insecta; Diptera; Drosophilidae
Product: UDP-glucosyltransferase 2-like
Exons: 2
Coding region: 35-1648 (537 amino acids)
Molecular function (GO): UDP-glycosyltransferase activity
Source: RefSeq, a predicted model, not a curated record
CGUUCGACGGCUGCCUGUGCCUUUGCCUUCGAUCAUGUUCUUCGCUCUGCGCUGGUGCUGCCUGGGCUACCUGCUCUUCUGUUGUUGUUUGCUGCCCAACUACCUGGAGGGUGCACGCAUUCUGGCGCUGUUUCCCAUACCCAGUCCUUCGCAUUAUUAUUAUGCAUUGCCCUACCUGAAGUCAUUGGCACUGCAGGGCCAUCAAGUCACCUCGAUUAAUCCGUACCCACAGAAGCAGCCCGUGCAGAACUUUCGGGACAUUCCCAUACCCGAAGUGUUUGUAAAAUUGGAAGGUAACGCUGAAUUUCUUAACGAUGUCACAAAAACGAAAACCCGUUGGGGCUCCAGUAAUAUUGGCAACGAGUACUGUGUGAAUCUCAGCAAGGCGGUGCUGAACAACGAUCAGGUGCGUCGCGAAAUCCUCAAGCCAGGCAAGGCUCAGUUCGAUCUGAUUGUGGUGGAUCUGUGGCGCUUGGAUGCACUCUACGGCCUGGCCGGCUACUUCGAUGCACCGCUCAUUGGCCUGGCACCGUACGGCACAGACUGGAAAAUCGAUCAAUUGGUGGGCAAUACGUCACCCAUUUCGUAUCUGCACUCGCCCACCUCGACGGGUGAGUUGCCGAAUCGUGACACCUACUUUGGACGUUUAAAUCACGCUGUGGAGCGUGCCGUUACCUGGAUCAAUUGGCACUGGAAAUUUGUGCCCAAGCACGAGCAGAUCUAUCGCAAAUACUUCAGUCGAGUGGCCGAUAAAGUUCCCUUAAGCAAAAUCGCCAGCAACUUUGCUUUAAUCUUGGCCAAUCAACACUUCACAUUGGCUCCGCCGCGGCCCUAUGUGCCCAAUGUGAUUGAAGUUGCCGGACUGCACAUUGACGAACAGCAGCCACAGGAGCUGCCCGAGGACAUGGCGAACUUCAUCAAGGGUGCGGGGCAGCCGGGUGUGAUAUACUUCUCGUUGGGUACCAUUUUUCAGAGCAACAGUUUGUCCACAGAGCGGCUGCAGGUGCUGCUGCAGACCUUUGCCGGUCUGCCGCAGCGUGUACUGUGGAAAUUCGAGGAUGAGCAACUGCCGGGCAGGCCGGAGAAUGUGUUCAUCAGCAAGUGGUUCCCACAGCAGGCUGUGCUGGCCCAGCCACAGGUCAAACUGUUCAUCACACACGGCGGCAUGCUCAGCACUGUGGAGAGUCUGCACUAUGGUAAACCGAUGCUGGGACUGCCUUGCUUCUACGAUCAAUUUCGGAACAUGGAUCAUAUACGGCGCAUGGGUCUCGGCCUCGUGCUCAGUCUCAAGGAAAUGAGCGCCUCGGACUUCAAGUCGGCGCUUCGCCGCCUGCUCACAGAGGAGAGUUUUGCGGUCAGCGCAAAUGAAACUGCCCAUCGGUAUCGGGAUCAGCCCAUGGCUGCGCUGGCAAAGGCCAACUGGUGGACAGAGUACAUCCUGCGGCACAAGGGCGCGGCCCACAUGCGUGUGGCUGGCAGGGAGCUCGACUUUUUCACCUACCACAGCCUGGAUGUUAUUGGCACCCUUCUGGGUGCUGCUCUGCUCUCUCUGAUACUCAUUUUGGCUAUGCUGUGGCAGCUUGCACGAACAAUAGCUCGACUAAGACUUAGAUCUGAGAGGAAAAAGCAAAAGCAAAAGAAUCUGUAGAAAAUAAGCUAUUGACUUAGGAUUAAGCUUUAACCAAGC